Molecule: messenger RNA, 2779 nt
Organism: Orussus abietinus
Lineage: Eukaryota; Metazoa; Arthropoda; Insecta; Hymenoptera; Orussidae
Gene: NaPi-III
Product: sodium-dependent phosphate transporter 1-B
Exons: 7
Coding region: 832-2316 (494 amino acids)
Biological process (GO): phosphate ion transmembrane transport
Cellular component (GO): membrane
Molecular function (GO): phosphate transmembrane transporter activity
Source: RefSeq, a predicted model, not a curated record
CAAAACGUAUAGCACAACAGUGCGUACUUUACUGCGGGCUCUUAUUAAUAAACGCAAAUUGAACGAAUUAAAAUACGUUUCAUAACUGAGUCCAAAAUAGGAGCUGCAAAACGUUUUUUCACGUUUUGACCGAUAUAACGCGCCAACGCGUACGAACUGAAGUUCAACUCGUAUCGAUUCUCUGAGAAGUAUUCCCCAAGUGAGGGAGAUUUCGGCGGGACCUCCGGGGUAGUGGUUGCAAUUGUUACGAUCAAUCGAUUAGAAUACAGCUGAGCCGAUUUUCUCUCGUGCUCGCAGUCAGCCAAUGCAACUAAUGUGCACGGUGCCGCACACGUGCGCGUGGCUCUCGGCAGAUCAAUAUUUCACCCCCACCUGCGUGCAUCGGACGAGCGCGGCCGGCGCGAGGUGUCCACCCAAUUUCGCGAGAAUCCAUCCCGAUCGGGAACGUCGGCCCAAGAGAAGAGGACUUGGAGGUGCGGAAGCGUCGAAUGUCAAGGCUUCGGGUUCUCGAGGACGUCGUCGGGGUCUGGAAGUGUGGACGCCUCGAGUACGUCCAGUACUGCGAAGCGUUCGGGCAGCGAUGAUGAGGGAACCACAGAGAACGGCUCGCUUCCAUGCGAGAGAACCACAGAGAGGAAAUAGUACCGAAACCAGACUUCGAUACUGCAAGCUUAGGAAAAACACAGAACUUAGGUGCAGUUUUACCCAAUAACUCGGUAGAUAGAAAGUCGACGUUUGCCGUGUUAAUCGAAAUCAUGACACGAGACGAAUUAGAUCUAGAUCUCUGUGGUAAGACAGCCAAAAGGAACCCGAGCCAAUCGAGGAUAAACAAUGAAUAUCCCUUACGACGAAAGUUUAGUUUGGAUAGUGGUGGUUGGAUUCGUCGUGGCAUUUGUUCUGGCAUUCGGAAUUGGGGCAAACGAUGUUGCUAACAGUUUUGGGACUAGUGUCGGUGCCGGGGUGCUCACGAUAUUUCAAGCUUGUAUCUUGGCUACGAUCUUCGAAAUUGCUGGUGCCGUGCUCAUAGGUUAUAAGGUGUCGGAUACGAUGCGUAAGGGAAUAUUGGACGUCUCCCUUUACGAAGGCCACGAAAAGGAAUUGAUGAUAGGAGCACUGUCCAGUCUGGCUGGCUCCGGUAUCUGGUUAAUACUCGCCACCGCUUUAGGACUUCCCAUUUCUGGUACGCAUUCCAUUGUCGGGGCCACCGUUGGUUUCUCGCUCGUGUGCAGAGGAACCGCAGGAGUGAGGUGGGUCGCUCUGGGAAAUAUAGCGGCGUCGUGGUUUGCGAGUCCAAUACUCAGUGGAAUCGUGUCGGCAGCGAUUUUCUGGGUGCUGCGGAAAUCCAUCCUACGGUCUAGCCGACCCUUGGACCAGGGCCUGCACGUUCUUCCAAUCGCGUACGGCCUGACCGUUGCCGUUAAUAUACUGUCCAUAGCGCACGACGGUCCUAAACUUCUACUGCUGGACAAGAUACCUUGGUGGGGCAGCCUGACGGCCGCGCUAACGUUGGGGAUUCUGUCGGCACUAAUCGUAUACGCGUUCGUGGUGCCAUGGCAGAGGAAGAGAAUACUGCUGUCGAUGAACAGCGAGGGCAGAGCCCUGGAUUUCGAGGCCCACCGUCGAAAGGAAUCCACCGCCCUGUCCGUCAUCUCGAAGGCCCCCGUGGGGAACGAAAACGGCACUACGAGGCAGGAGGCGCCGAAGCUCCGAGAAAACAGUAGCGCCAGUCCUCUGUUGUUGGCUGCCGGGGCCGAUGGCGAAGGCGGACCUACCGAGCUCGCCGUGCCCGACGAGGAAUCCCCGGAGGUCUCGAAGCUUUUCUCCUUUUUGCAAGUGUUAACCGCGGCUUUCGGCAGCUUCGCCCACGGAGGCAACGACGUCAGCAACGCCAUCGGUCCCCUGAUCGCCCUGUGGGCCGUCUACGCCGAAGGCUCGGCCAGACAGGAGGCCGACACUCCCCUGCUGAUCCUCCUCUACGGGGGACUCGGCAUAUCGACCGGACUCUGGGUCUGGGGACGGAAAGUCAUUAGGACCCUUGGGCAAGACUUGGCUCGGAUCACCCCGACCACGGGAUUCACGAUAGAGGUGGGUGCCGCGGUGACGGUACUGUUGGCAAGCAAGGCUGGUUUACCUGUGUCAACGACUCACUGCAAGGUGGGAUCCGUGGUGUGCGUCGGCUGGGCGUCUCGAGGAGGCGAAGGCGUAUCCUGGAGACUGUUUCGCAACAUCGCGUUCGCCUGGCUGAUCACCGUGCCGGUCGCAGGUUUCCUAUCGGCGGCUUGCAUGGCCCUUUUCAGGGAGUUUAUAACUCUGUGAUUCUCCAACCGAGAGGCUAAAUAGUAAAUACCAUCCGACGUUACAGUUGUCAAUAACUUAUUAAGAAAUAAAUUAUCAAAAGCUGAACCACCGCCGGUCGGGUCUCUCGCUCCUAAGGGUGGCGAACCGUCGCCCUCUUUUACCUCAUCUUCGUAGCUCGGCUGCAACGAAUCCCAGGUAAUUCCCAUCUCGUCCGCUCGGCCGCGGGGAUGCACAGAGCGAAUGGAAAUCGAUUUCUCUCUCGAGGCUACUGGAACGAAUUUAUUUUAGCGACGCGGUAACAUAUACCUUCGCGGCUUUAUAGGCCGAACGUAGGGAAGAGCGCAGCCUUGACGACGACUUGUUGACGGAAUCGAUACCUCACCGAUAACCCGAAUACGCGGGGACCACCGCGAGGUUCUCGAGGUUCUCGACGGACUGGCGUGUCCGAUUGGCGUUAUUACAGGUAUCGUUUGACGGCGCA